Molecule: messenger RNA, 5038 nt
Organism: Bombus impatiens (common eastern bumble bee)
Lineage: Eukaryota; Metazoa; Arthropoda; Insecta; Hymenoptera; Apidae
Product: protein O-mannosyl-transferase TMTC1-like
Exons: 9
Coding region: 1-1251 (416 amino acids)
Biological process (GO): protein O-linked glycosylation via mannose
Molecular function (GO): mannosyltransferase activity; protein binding
Source: RefSeq, a predicted model, not a curated record
AUGCUCGCAAAACGCUUUUUUCCGCGUCUAACGCAGCAACCUUCGUUUCAUUUUCAGCAACAGAGGCACCCGCCUCUUCUUCUUGGUUGGAUGUUCCUGGUACUGCCGUUCUUGCCCGCAUCCAAUCUUUUUAUUACCGUUGGAUUCGUCGUUGCGGAACGUGUACUUUAUUUGCCCAGCGUUGGAUGGAUUCUUCUGGUAGUAUAUGGGAUGCAAAUCAGCUGGACGGCUAUUCCGCGCAGAAGAAGUCUGAUCACGACCGGAAUCGUUCUACUUCUACUCCUAGGAUGCUACAGAACGAUACUUCGAAACAGAGACUGGACGUCCAGAGAAACUCUUCUCAGGGCGGGUCUGCGGUCUCUUCCCCAUAACGCCAAGAUGCAUUAUAACUUCGCCAACUUCCUGCGAGACACGUCGCAACCUAACCGAGCUAUUCUACAUUACCAGCUGGCCCUUUGGCUGUGGCCGACGUACGCUAGUGCGCAUAACAACCUCGGAACGCUUUCGGUGGGCGAUCAAGCGGAGCAACACUUUUUGGCUGCGAUACACGCUCAACCGGGGCACGUGAACGCUCAUUACAAUCUUGGUCAACUCUACAGGAAAACGAACAGGACAGAGGAAUGUAUACGGAUGUUGCAAAAAUGCGUAUCCUUGGACCCGGCGUAUACGCCAGCUUAUUUGGUGCUGGCGAGAUUGGCAACUGGUCCUACCGCUGGCGUUCUUCUACGGCACGUGGUCCGAUUACAACCCAAAAGCCCCGACCAUCUCGCGGAAUAUGCAUCGUGGUUGUACCAGAAUGGCAAAUGGCUACCCUCUCUCAAGUACUACCUCAAAGCCAUGGAGGUUUCGCCGUCGCACAGAUCGUCGCUUCUGGGAACGGUCAGGAUAUUGAGAUCGAGGGGUCAGUGGCCCAGAGUUCAUCAACUUAUCACCAGAUGGCAUCUGAUGUUACGAGCGAAACGAGGUGGCCUCGUAUAUCGUGGCGAUCUGUAUAUACGCGCGUGGCAGCUACAAAGUGAAUCUCGUCGUCGAGCGCAUCAACAUCAAGGAAAUAUCUGCUUGUCGCAGGGCGGUUGUUCGACACCGCGUGUCGCCAGCGUGUCAGUGCAGCUCGAGCAGGACAGCAACAAGUCGGAACAGCUGGAGCGAGCGCCUCGUUGCAACGUACGUACCUGUAGACAGUCUAGAAAGGGAAAGGCACGCGUGACCGCUCCCGCGCUUCUCGUCCAGAACCUCCUGGAGACGCUCUAGCUCGCGAAACUCUUCGACUAACUCUCCACCUAUGUCUCUGUUUCUCAUCCUCUCGCCUUAAACGCUGGCAGUUCGACGAGUUUCUGUCUGUCGAUGUGUUCGUGGCUCGAACAGCUGCGAGUCUAGGACUUGUUGGUACUCUCGGCUACUUUUCACGCGUUUCAGUCUCUUACAAUGCGAACGAAAGGAGAAGAAACGGAAGACGAAAAUAUAGGUGGUUGUUUCCGCGUUUUUUCGCGUCACACUCCAGGUGUAUGCGGCGACCAGUGAAAUGUCACGAGAUGGCCGAGAUAUACGCCAAGUCGAGAAAACGUUCCGGAAAACGAGUUGCGGUAUUUAAGUAUUCGAUGUCUACGAUAUGUAUCGCGAUAAGCACCGCGGCUGUAGCAGACAUCGAUCACAACGACUGCGUUUUCAUUGAAGAGGACCAAGCGAGCUGCGCAUCGACUAGGUUCCCCGUUUAUAGUCUACCUUCGGGUAAUACGAAACGAAGCGAUGGAAGGUUCUAAUCGAAAUAAAAAUGAGAGUAACGUAGUUGGAGUGUGGCGAUAAUCUUUUGGACGAGUAACUGAUCGGCGUUGGUUAUAUAGUUACUACUAUCGUCGAGGUAGCGUCGACGUGUUUUUAAACAAUUAUUCGCUGUACUUUGAGUGUGCUUUCGACGUUCUCAGAGAAGCAGCGCUCGUCGCGAUGCUACCCGUUCGCUGGGUUUCUUCCGUGUAAUUUUUUUCUCGCGAUCGAGAGGGAUUUCGAGAGGAAACGUUCGAUUGGGGAACGAAAGGAGCGAAACAAGAAUCUAACGAGAGUCGAUUCGUAAACGAAGCCUUAAUCCAGAACCCCUUAAUGAUCGUUCUUUUUUCGAGAAAUACGCGGAUCGACGAAGCAUACCACAAAAUAUACGACGUUCGUGAUACGUUGAAAAUAUCGCGAAGACCUUGUACGACCGAUCGAUAGAGAAAAUUACACGAUCACGAGGGUGAAAUCUGGUUUACGCUUUUCUUCCGCAGAAGCGUCGUUUCGAAGAGUAUUUUUCUUUCUCUACGUCGUUCCUACGAGACAGAGACGCAUGCGUUCAUAGCGGACAAUAUUGAUAACAAUGGACUGAGAUAUGAUCGGAGAAGCCCUUGGUAAAUGUGUAAAUAUAGUUAAUUAACCAUAUUAAUUGGUCCCUAUUUCGCGACGACACGACACGGCGAACUUUGAUCGAACAGAGAGUCAAGUUACUCUGAAAUUUAUUUUUCACACGUGCAUCGAGGAUGAUCGGGCAGUAUUACAGAGACACGUACACAAUCGACUCGCUAUCGUCAUAAUCGUUUUUCUCGGAUCGUUCUUCUGUACGUGUUUUGUCUCUAAUUGCCGGACACGUAGUUCUCCGCACAUAUGUAAUUACACGGUGCCAAUAUUUAGCGUUUAAUUAAACGUAUCGGCGUUUCUGGCCGUUUGGUAUGGCUUUUGUAAGAAAAUCGAGUAAGGAAGUAUGCGUCGAUGGAAGAAAGAGAAAAGAUAAUAAUGAUGUACGUCAUUCUUCGAUGAGCUUUGUUCGGCAACGUAUCGAACGUUUGGCUAAAGCACGAUUUAAUAUCUAUGUGUUAAAAUGUUGAUUACGAGAGAUAAUAAUUUGAUUGCGGAUAUUUAUGCGCUUAUGAGAGAUUUUCAAGGUGCAAGUAUGUACAGAACGUACGUAAUAUACAGAAAUAUAUAAAAUAUUCGAAGUAAAAUAUUAUAAAUUAUAAUAUCUAUAAUAUUUAGGUUUCACUUUUUUAAUUAUUUUCUUAAAAAUAUAAACUUGCGUAAACGUGUAUUACACGAGUUAGUAAUAGCUGGCAGUUUAACAAUGAUACUGUAAUCGAAGGAAUAUAAAUAAUCGUUUUACUUUUCGAUCUAUGACUACGCUCGUCUUUCCAACAUUAUUUUAUCUUAUUUCUUUCACCCAAUAAAUCUAUUCUUUUUUUCAUACAUAUAUAGAAUAUUUGGAAGGAAAAAUUUUGGAAGGAAAUAAGUAGAAAUAAAAAAUGAUAUUCCAACAAUUUAUUAAAUUCAUUUCAGCAUUUCAAUUCUUCUUAAUCAGAAACAACAAAUAUUCAGGAAUUAAUGAUAGGUAAAAACAACCCGAUUUCGGAAUAUUCUCCGACCUAGAUUAAACCAGGUCGGCAACGUACAACCAAUCAAUCGAAGUUUCAUUUAAAAGCAACCGAUGAAACCCACGAUCGGUGAAUCGGAACGAAAGGGAAACUCGUUCGACGUCCUCCAGCAAGAUAGACGGAUCGAUCGUAGCUACCGUCUUUCCAUCGGUAAACCGAGAAAUCGUGUGUUGCUGCACUCUUAGAAACGUCAGAAGGAGAAACGGUUUUCAAUUAAAAGGAAGUCCGAUGGCGGCGAGUUCUUUUGUGUAUCUUUUGGUUCGAUAGAACGUCCAAGUUUCUCGUUAGAACGUGGUCGAAAGUGACGCAGCACGUUUCUUUCGUUUCUUUUCCGCUUUUAUUUUUUCGUUCUUUUCGUUGAUUGCACACCCGUGCUUGCCUGUAGUCGUAAAUCGUCGCUUUAAACGAACGCCCUCGUCGAAACGUUGCCAAAACUUAAUGGAAGACCAAUGUAUAUACGCUGUAUACUAACAAAAAAAAAGAUUCGAGAAAACAUCGAAAAGUUCGGCGAUGCUUAUUGAACAAUUCUCUACUACGAUAUUGUACGUUUGAGUAAUAAUAAUUCGAGUGAAUUUCUCACGCAAAUUUCAUCAAAUCGGUCGCUCUCGAGAGCAUUAGAUGUGAAAGAAAGAGAGAGAGAGAGAGAGAGAGAGAGAGAGAGAGAGAGAAAGUCGUGCAAUGGAAGCUUCAAAUAAGAUUCGUGGAUGUCAAGAUGCACGAACGUGACGUGAAUUUGUAGAUAACGUUUGCGUUGGUUCAUGUAUACGUUCUAUCUCCUCUUACGACCCACGCAUUCCUCCUCAUUCACGUAUUUCCCCGUAUCCCUCUUUUCUCGUCGAAAAUUUUCGGAUCGAAGCACGUUGGUGAUGAAACAGAGGAGACUGUCAUUGACCAAGCAGCAAUUUACCUCACGAAACUGCUUCUGAGAAUCGAUCUCGUUGUCAGUUACGAACGAGAUUCCAGCAACGAGGUCGCUAGAGAAUCGGUAGUCGCUGAAGGUCGAUUCGAUCAAGAUGAAAUAUUUUUUUAAAUGUGCUGUCGCACGAACGCCGACGCUGCUUCGGUUGAAUCGUGUCGCUUGGUGUUGUGUGAACGAUAUAUUUUUUAGAAAAUCACGUUUGUGUUAGGAUUCGAUCAAAAUAAAAGUUUGAUCAGACACGAGGAAUUUGUAAGGAUAAGAUCGUAUUUCUUUAGAAAUGUUUUAUAUUUUAUAUCCUCGAUAUUUAAAUAUUUCUUUCGUCGAUCGAAACACGCAACACUUCGUGUACACGCGACGAAAUUCAUGCGAAUAUUAUUUGCUUGAUUCUUUAAAAUCGAGAUUAGCGUUUAAAAAUACGCGUGCAUAUGAACCAGAGCGACUGAGUGUUCGGAAAAGCUGGUACGACGAUACUUUUCAUUUGGAAACGGUGUUGUAAUGGAAUCGACGUAAUUUAAGGACCCAGUUAAUUCCUUCAGACGGCGAUGUAAACGUUAUUUUAUUAUCGUAACGAAUAGGUAACGGAGAAGUAUUUAUAUAGCUAUGCUUUCCUACCAGAACGGUACCGAAAUUGUUACAAUAAUUGCUCAGCGAAUAAGGCGAACAGACGAGAGUUGUUCAUCGCUUAUUGUGUACAGUACAACACGAAUAAAAAGAGAAAACAACCUAC